Drosophila serrata is the source of this 1282-nucleotide messenger RNA. RefSeq lists its product as uncharacterized. The record is from RefSeq and is a predicted model, not a curated record. Gene Ontology annotation, cellular component: chromatin; transcription regulator complex; nucleus. Gene Ontology annotation, molecular function: RNA polymerase II cis-regulatory region sequence-specific DNA binding; zinc ion binding; DNA-binding transcription factor activity, RNA polymerase II-specific. Gene Ontology annotation, biological process: regulation of transcription by RNA polymerase II. NCBI's taxonomy places the organism in Eukaryota, Metazoa, Arthropoda, Insecta, Diptera, Drosophilidae.
ACUUCUUUGCUGAUCAUGAUGGAAAAAGAAAUAUUCUUGCAUCAUGAUCAGUGAUCACAACCGUUUAGCAGAACUAUCGCGAAAAUCAUCCGUGAUCAGUGAUCGUGUUGUUCUGCUGAUCGCAACCAUUAAUAUAACGAUACAUCUAUGUUGUCCCAUCUCCAGUAAUGGUGAAGAUCAAAAUUACUUCCAUCUCUAAUACGAAACCUAAACAAUGUUGGCGCACAAAUUACUUGUUGAAACACCUGGUGGAAGGAAAGUGCUGACGACGGACUGGCUAUUCUUGCUUGGGCAAUAGUGUUUAACAUAUACACACAACAGCGCCACAGGAGUAUAAACCAUGGAAGUGCCAAUCUGUCGCGCUUGUCUUGGAACUUCAUUGAGCAUGAUCAAUAUAUUUGACAAGGCACCUCGACUAGAGAUCUCCAUUGCCGAUAUGAUUUCUCAAUGCACUCAAUAUGAAAUUUGUAAAGGGGACCCCUACCCCAACACCAUUUGUGAAAUUUGCCUCCAAUGUGCACAAAGCGCCUUUGAGAUACGGCAAACCUUAGAGAGGAACUACCAAAACCAAAUGUUUCUCAAGAAUGAUAAAGUCCUAAACGCCAAUCUUCAGAAAGGCGUUUUUACUCGUGAGAUUAAGAAACCCCAUAAGUGUUUCCACUGCCAAAAAACGUUUCCGAAGAAGUGGCAUCUUCAGGAACAUGUGCGAAAACACACUGGAGAGCGACCGUAUAAGUGUUCCCAGUGCUCGAUGUCCUUCUCGUAUAGAGCAAGUUUUCAGAUUCACAACCGGACUCACACGGGAGAAAAACCGUAUAAGUGUCCACAAUGUCCACAGUCGUUUACCCAGAGCGCUAGUCUUAAGCCGCACAUCCAAACUCAUACGGGAGAGCGCCCGCACACUUGCUCCCACUGCCCGAAAUCAUUUAAAAUGAAAGUCCAACUUCAGUUACAUAUCAGAACUCACACGGGGGAGAGACCGUACAGGUGCUCCCACUGCUCGAAGUCGUUUUCCUCAAAUAGUGGUCUUCAAAGACACAUUCUAACUCAUACGGGAGAGCGACCGCAUAAGUGUCCCCACUGUUCGAUGACGUUUUCUCAGAAGUGUAGUGUUAAUAGACACAUGCUUACACACACGCGGAAAAAUCUAAGCUAAAUAUUUUUUAAAAUCUUAAUCCCUGUAGUGAGUCAUACACAAUCUCCGUUCAUCGAAUUAGGGUCUAAUACCAUAUACAUAUAAUAAUAAAUAAUACUUCUUUAUAAAGUCUAAUGAAAUAAAAUU